AUGCGCCUGUCUACCUUACUCGGAGCUCUACUCUCAAUCACUCUACCUUUCGUUGCUGCCAAUCCCCGUAAUGCCCAUGGGAAUAGUCUCGGUCGUCGCCACGAUGAAGUGGCGCGUCGUGCCCGUGGUGAUCUUGCGCGCCGUCAGGCAACUGUCAAUGGUCCUUAUGCAAACUCACGCUUCACCUUCUACGCCGUCGGGUUAGGUUCUUGUGGUAUCACCAACGUUGAGAGUGACUAUAUUGUAGCCUUGAACUCAGCUCAAUACGGCGGUGGCUAUCCAGGACCGAAUUGUUUCCUGUCGAUCACUAUUCAAGUCGGUUCUAUAACGGCCACGGCUACCAUCACCGAUGAGUGCCCCGGCUGCCCGUCCGGUGGAUUGGACAUGUCGCAAGGCUUGUUCGAGCACUUUGCGGACACCAGUGUCGGUGUGCUCACCGGCACCUGGUGGGUCAACGGCGCUGGUUCUAACCCCACCACGUCUUCUCCCCCCGCUUACACGCCGACAACACCCGCCUGGACUCCUGAGCCUUCCCCGACCACCUCCGACACGCCGGUGUGGACACCAAGUACUACCUGGUCUCCUCCCCCUCCCCCUUCCUCGACCACACCGGUGUGGACGCCUCCGAGCAGCUCUUAUACCCCGUGGAGCAGCAGCGUGUCGACCCCGUCGUCGAGCAGCGUAUGGACCCCCAGCAGCUCCACCACUCCCAGCUCCUCCUCCGCCCCUAGCAGCUCUUGGACUCCCAGCAGUUCGGAGGCGUGGAUCGCGAGCAGCUCCUCCGUGGCCCCCGCCGUCGAGACGCCUACGAGCCCAGACACCCUCGAAGCUGUCAACCAGGUGGUCGUCGGCAUGGCGGCGCUCAUGGUCGCCGGCGCCCAGCAGCACCAGCAGUGA
Sparassis crispa is the source of this 897-nucleotide messenger RNA. RefSeq names its product Allergen Asp f 7. The record is from RefSeq and is a predicted model, not a curated record. The transcript has 5 exons. Lineage: Eukaryota; Fungi; Basidiomycota; Agaricomycetes; Polyporales; Sparassidaceae. Bases 1 to 897 code for a protein of 298 amino acids.